Molecule: messenger RNA, 1365 nt
Organism: Fundulus heteroclitus (mummichog)
Lineage: Eukaryota; Metazoa; Chordata; Actinopteri; Cyprinodontiformes; Fundulidae
Gene: haus8
Product: HAUS augmin like complex subunit 8
Exons: 10
Coding region: 50-1144 (364 amino acids)
Biological process (GO): spindle assembly; centrosome cycle
Cellular component (GO): cytoplasm; centrosome; nuclear microtubule
Molecular function (GO): microtubule binding
Source: RefSeq, a predicted model, not a curated record
GUUCCCUCCGGAUUAUAAAACCGGGGGUACGGGCGGUUUACUUCAAAACAUGGCGUCCAGAAGAGUGUCUUCAGCGCCAAGUAGUUUUAAGAACACUUCUGCCGAUGCUAAAAGCGUGAGUAACGGAGUUAAGGCCAACAGCAAUGGAGCUGCGAGGAAAGCUGUAAGACCGGGUGGGACUAUUGUCAAGUCUCGAUAUUUACAAUCUGCUGAGAAGGCUUCCCUCUCAAAGAGUAACUCAUUGACCAAUGAGUCGACUGCUUUGCCCCAACGGCCAUCCUCGCCCAAACCCACUUCUGUCAAGUCAAAGGUCGGCACUCCUACAAAAUGCACAACGAUCCCACAGGCACUGGGAGAAUCAACAUCGUCACGUGACACGGAUCCAUCCUUCCUCAGGAGAAGUAUCCUGCAGUCCACUUUUACAGAUGGUCACUGCUUUCGGCCAGAUUUUGAUAUUUCAGUCAUUAAAGAUAAAACUGUGAUUGAGAAUGCAAAGGAGCCUGAGAGACAUCCAGAAAAUGAGAAGAGGAUUGUUGAAAUGCAAACAUUCCUACUAACCUAUCUUACAGCUAAGAUGGAGAGUAAUACUGCAAAGUUCAAAGCUGAGGCAGAGGCAAAACUCCUUCAAAGGAUGAAAGAAGAACAGAGACUGCAUAGUACAGUUAAGGAGAAGAAGUGCCAAUAUCUUCUGAUGGAGAAGAAGAAACAGCUGAAUGAGCUUCUGGACCAUCAGAUUGAUAUGCUGACACCGGUGGCUGAGGCAGCCAACCAGUUCACAAAGGACUACAACUGCUUUGCUUCAGCUGUUGACACCACUCGUCAUGAGCUGCCCGUCAAGAAUUUCUAUAUAAAUGGGGAUGGAAGAGAAUUUCUAGAAAAAGCUGAGGCUUGCUUGAAAGAAACUGAGACGCUUUUGCAGGAGUGCACACAUGGAGAUCAUGUGGGCAACAGCACAUCUCUGGAAUGCCUCAGAGAAAUGAAAACAAAAUCAAAGGAAAUCAGUCAGCAGCUUUCAGGAACAUGUUCAGAGCUUUUGGAGCUGUCAUCAUUGGUCUGCCGUCAUUCAGUCCAGGCUCAGCAAGGCAUCGAGGAAGAGCAACUUGGGAGUGCAAGAACCCUCCAGCUAUUCUUCCCCAAACAGUGAAGCAUAUAAUGGGAUACUUCAUGCACUUUGGAUAAAACCCUUAAUCCCUGUAUUAUUUUCCCCAAUAUAAAUGUUUAAGUACCUUUUUUUUUGUCCUUUUUUAAUUUGUAGUUGUCUAAUUUUGCUGCAAUUGUUUUAAAUUUUCUUGUUGAAUACUUACACAAGCAUAUUUUGUGUGUUUUGUAAACUGUAAACCUGUAUUAAAAACCUGUUUUGAUGAA